AUGGAGACCAUGGGGAAGCUCAUCCAGAUGAAGGUCCUCAUCUCCGGCCUGCGGGGUUUAGGAGUCGAGGUCGCCAAGAACCUCAUCCUCGCCGGACCUGCUAUGGUGAUCCUGCAUGAUGAUUCGAUUGCUGAGCAGCGGGACUUGGGUGCCAACUUCUACCUGACAGAGCAGGAUGUGGGCAGUCGGACACGGGCCGAGGCAAGCCUCAAGCAGCUGUCCGAGCUCAAUCCUUACGUUUCGGUGCGGACGCAUCAGGGGCCGCUGACCGAGGAGCUCUUGUCAGGGGUCUCCCUGGUCGUCUUUUCCGAGACGAGCCAGUCGGAGCUGUUGAGGUGGAAUGAAGUUUGCCGGACUCGAAAUCCACCUGUUGGCUUCAUCGCCGCGGACUGUUUUGGGCUUGCCUCCUCGGUUUUUGUCGACUUUGGGGAGUCGUUCACAUGCCGGGACAAGGACGGCGAAGAGCCACGAAGCGCUAUAGUCUCCGGUGUCACGCUCGAGAGCCCCGGCACGGUGCACACACACCAGGACCGUCGUCAUGGCUUCAACGAUGGCGACUGGGUUGUUUUCCGGGAGGUCCAAGGCAUGACGCAGCUCAACGAUGGCAAGCCCAGGCAAAUCAAGGUCACAGGAACACCAUCCGGGCUGAGGGUUGAUGUGCCUGGGUUUGACGACAUGGGGUCCUUUUAUAUGGAGCUGUCCGGGAGAAGUGCACUUGGACAUAAGGUCCAGUUCGUUGCAAUCCAUGGGACGCCUGCGAUUUUCCGAAUUCCUGCACAUCCCCGCACACCUUCAUGCUGGAUCCCAGCUCUACAAGGCCUUGUUCAGCUGUGUUGGACUUUUGUAACGUUAAGCCCUCGACGUACAGCUAUGACGGGAGUUGAAGAGUAUUCCAACGCCUUCAGCUUGCAGGGAAAGAGGCGGUUUAGGAGGGGUUGCCGCGUGUAUCCUUACACGGAACAUCGAGAGGCACCCUAA
This is a messenger RNA of Symbiodinium sp. CCMP2592, 978 nucleotides long. Lineage: Eukaryota; Dinophyceae; Suessiales; Symbiodiniaceae. The record is from the annotation of a GenBank genome assembly.